AUGCCGUUUCACAUCACUCCAUUCAAAGAGCGUCCUCUUACGUUGAAUUUAAGUUCCCCAAAGCGCGAUAAGGUCGUGAAGCACGGCAGCACCUUCUACAGAUUUGAUUCCGCUGAUCUCGAUACUCCGGGAUUCCCUCGACACACCGAGGACAAGACCAAAAGAAGGCUUCAGACAUGUGUCAUAUACUCUUGCCUUGUUUUGCUGGUCUGCAUCUUAGUACUUGGUAUUUUCGUCGCGGUGCAUGUCGUGAAAAAGGAUCGCACUGGCUUCGAUUCGAACAGCCUGGAGUACGAGUUGUACAAAAACACAAUAUUUGAGGGCUGUUACAACAGCACGCGGUCUAAUAUCACCUCAGAAUGCCCCGAAAUCAGAGCCUCCUUGCAGAAUCAAAACAGUCCUGCUUUGGACUUCUAUCCGGUCACUUUGAAAUGGUCGAAUGUUUUGAAGAAUCACAGUUCUGAGCCCGACUGGUGUGAUGUCGUGAGCUGUUUCAGCGAUUUCAAAGUGAUCCCAUCGAUUCCCCGUCCAUCGGCAUUCUGGCCAUCCCUCCUGGAAGUAUGGUGCAAGCUCAUCAUCACUUUCAUCGCCGCCUUCUGGGAGCUGGGAAACCUUCAAGCGGCCCUAUACAGCGACCGCUUGUGCCAAGGGCUGGAAUUGAGCAACUGGAUAUUCCUUCUCUGGGAUGCCGGUUGCUUCAUCUGGUGGUGUGUUGGUCUAGGCCAAUAUAUCUCAAAUAAAGAGUACUAUCCCGUCCCCUACAUCCUGGGCUGGGUAUCGCUGUGGAAAUACAAGAACAACAUCCACUACCAUCCUUACAAGUGUGCCCUCAAACGCUCUCCAAAAUUUGCACGAUUUGCAGACAAAGCACUCGGCACACUCGUGAUUGUGCAAUGGGUAGUCUGUCUUUACUUCUUUAUCGUCCAUUUUAAAGCUCUUGAAAGAGGUUACUCUCCGGAGCUGGCGUACGAGUGUCUCAUCCCGCACAUUCCAACCGCCCCAGGAUUCUCGCCAUGCUCGCCGGAGACAAUCUGCUCUAACAAACUGCUUUUUCGCUCUGUGCUCUUUGAUUAUCACAGCGCACUGAGCUUCAAUGGCACCAUGGCUCUCAUUUCAUUCUUCCUCGUUGGCACAAUCUUCCUGACAGUGAUGUUGUGUGCCCGCAUCGUGUUCCCAUGCAUGGGAAUGAUCACCAAAAAGAAGGAAAAGUGGAGAUUAGCAGCAUCUCAUUUGGAUAUGGGGUUUGCUGCUAGUAUGGGCAUUGCUUUCUUUUGUUGUAUUGGUUGUGCCGCUUUGACUACAAUUGACACAUUGCGGGCGGCUGAUCGCCGAGCUGCGGGAUCUGUUGCAUUUGAUUGGGAAUGCACUGCUUUGCAUGUUAAUCUGAGCCCGUGGAGGUAUUAUUUGGAUGUGAGUGAUGGUUUUGCGACUCGGAUGGCCAAGACCUGGUUUAGUUCGUGA
This is a messenger RNA of Penicillium olsonii, 1461 nucleotides long. The record is from the annotation of a GenBank genome assembly. NCBI's taxonomy places the organism in Eukaryota, Fungi, Ascomycota, Eurotiomycetes, Eurotiales, Aspergillaceae.